Messenger RNA from Aplosporella prunicola CBS 121167, 309 nucleotides. RefSeq lists its product as uncharacterized. The record is from RefSeq and is a predicted model, not a curated record. The annotation marks the transcript as partial. The transcript has 2 exons. NCBI's taxonomy places the organism in Eukaryota, Fungi, Ascomycota, Dothideomycetes, Botryosphaeriales, Aplosporellaceae.
UACACAGCCCUUUCAUACACUUGGGGUGACAUGAACGACGCAAAGCCGCUUCGCCUAGCACAUACACCUUUACGCAUCACAGCAAAUUUGGAUUCAACAUUGAGAGGUCUACGGAACACUCUGUCCGGAUCCAUGUGUGACGAUAUUCUCGUGGACAAGCUCCUAUGGGUUGAUGCGCUGUGCAUCAACCAAGGAGACAAUGCUGAGCGCGGUCACCAAGUAGCGAUGAUGCAAGAUAUCUACUCGGCUGCAGGCCAGGUUUCAGUUUGGCUGAGCGAUAAUGAAGCGUAUCAGAAAGUAUCUCUUUAA